UUGAGCGAAGUCCUUCGUUUGGUUCAGAAUGAGACGCGUUUUCGGAGCAGCUGUUUUUGUGAUCUCGGCUGUCGGACUAGUUUGCGGUGGGGAAGUUUCGUACAGGAAUUACAAACUCUACGAUGUUGCACCAACUUCCAUGGAUCAGCUGAGUAUGUUUCAAGAAGUGCAAGAUGAUUUUGAGCUGGACUUUUGGAGUGCACCAAAUCUACGUAAGAGUACGCCGGUCAUGGUCAGUCCAACAGCUGACGACUCGUUCAGGAAGUUCUUGCAGCAGUACAACAUAACACAUCAGCUGUCGAACGAGAAUGUUCAGCAAAUAAUCGACCGUGAACAGCACGGACAGCGUGAACAUUUGCGUAGCAAACGAGCAACUGCGGACAAGUGGUCCUUUUCGUUCGACCACUUUUGGACGCUGGAAGAAGUAUACGCCUAUCUGGACAAUUUGGAGCGAACCUAUCCAGACAUGGUGCGUACGAAGAGCUACGGCCAAAGCACCGAGGGUCGUCCGCUGCGGGUGAUAACGAUUUCCAAGAACUCUGUUGUGAACUCGCUUCGACCGGUCGUGCUGAUCGACGGAGGUAUUCAUGCCCGCGAGUGGGGCAGUCCGAUGGCCGUGCUGUAUCUGAUUCAUCAGCUGGUGGAGAAUUCCACCGAAAGUGAGCAAUUGUUGGAGAAGACGGACUGGGUGAUCAUGCCGGUGGCGAACCCGGACGGGUACGUGUACUCGCACGAGCGGGAUCGGAUGUGGCGGAAGAACCGGGCACGAGUCAACACGCUGUGCCAGGGAGUGGAUCUGAACAGGAACUUUCCGUUUCAGUGGAAGUAUACGAGUGGGGAGUGCACCAACGGGUACGCCGGCUCCACGCCCGGUUCCGAGCCGGAAACGCGCGCCCUCAUGCUGCUGAUGGCUACGUACGCCCGCGCCACGAAACUGUACCUUGCCGUCCACACGUGCGGCGAUUACAUCCUGUACCCGUACGGGUACGAUUACGUGCAAGCCCCGAACGCGGCCGAGCUGCAAUCGCUGGGGGAUCUUGCGGCGGACGCCGUCAAGACGGCGGGUGGACCGGAUUACAGCGUCGGAGGCGCUUCGUUCCUGCUGUAUCCGGCCAACGGGAGUGAUGAUUUUAUCUACGGAAGUUUUGGCAUCAAGUACGCGUACACGUUGGAGUUGUCCUGCGGAACGGACGGAGAUGGGUUCGUGCUUUCCGUGCCCGAAAUGCAGAACGUUACCAGGGAUGCGUUUGAAAUGUUCAAAGUUUUUGGGAAGUUUGCCGGAGAACAACCGGUGAAGCCGCGCCGGCCGUAAUCUUUGUGGACAAACAUUGUGCGAAAAAGUAUUGAUUAGUCUGGUCUUCAUGGUUCUUAUCUGACAGCGAUUGGUCAAUAAAAGUAAUCACUCAAAUAACAAUCUC
Messenger RNA from Culex quinquefasciatus (southern house mosquito), 1418 nucleotides. RefSeq names its product carboxypeptidase B. The record is from RefSeq and is a predicted model, not a curated record. Lineage: Eukaryota; Metazoa; Arthropoda; Insecta; Diptera; Culicidae. The transcript has 3 exons. Gene Ontology annotation, molecular function: zinc ion binding; metallocarboxypeptidase activity. Gene Ontology annotation, biological process: proteolysis. The coding region runs from base 29 to 1312 and encodes 427 amino acids.